CUUCAAUUACGUCUAAUUAUCAAAUAAGUAUGAAUUCUGAUGAAUUUCUGAAGAAUAAGCUCUUAUUGAUACUCUUCUAAUACGAUCACGUGCUUUUGUUUAUAUCUACUUCAUCACAUAGAAUUAUUCGUUAAUUAUUACUAAUGUCGCAACGAAUGUUUGCGAUUGAUCCUCUAAAUAAUAGCUGUUCGUAGGUGAAGUAAAAGUUCUAUUAUCAUAAUUCACACGUGCGUUCGCCUUGCAAAAUUAAAAAAGGUAUGAACGGUCCUUGCGGCUCUCUUUAGUACUAAACUCAAUUGUUGUUGAAGUACUCAGAAAGGACCAAAACGUCAUGAGCUUCGUUUGCAAUUAAGGUCGAUAAAUUUAGAUGUCUUUUAAUCCGGUAACCACAAGGUGCAAGGUAAAUCGACUAUACAUGAAGCACCCUUCUAUGGUGUAACUCGCUUAUAAGGUAUAUCUCUCCAACAAAAUUUUGAUUUGAUACUUCAACAUGUAUCAAAGGUGUAGAAGCUUCAGCUUCGAUGUGCUGAGAUUGCAAGCUUCGUAUAUACAAUCGAGGUACAACAGCACGCUAUCAAAAGUCGAAGCGAAGCAGAGGAGAAAUUUCCUGUUCGACGAGGAGAAAAAGAAGUAUAAGAAUAGCUUAGGAAGGAUAGAAAAGAUAGAAGUUAUUUAUCAGUCUCCCGUAGAGGAAAUUGUUCUUGUAAUGAACAAAUGUUUGUCGACUCCGGCCGAUUGCGCGAAGCACAUCACGGAAGGUGUCGUGAAAGUGUCCGCUUUAGCUCUAGUCGACGACACACCAUGGGACAUGCACAGACCUUUAGUAUCUAAUUGCAAAUUGAAGUUGCUAAAUUUGCAGAGUCCGCCUGAUCAAAUAGUGAACAAAGCGUUUUGGCGAACUUGUUCGUUCCUGUUAGGUGCUAUGAUAGAGUCUUCGUUUAAACCAGAAAUAGGGGUUCACUUGCACAGUUUCCCAGUGCCGCGCAUAUCGUCCGGGAGUUUUAUAUACGACGUACAUCUCGAGUUACCCGAUUGGAAACCCGUGGAUCAGGAACUGCGUGCUAUGUCCGCUCAAUUCAUGAAGUUGGCGAAUCAAGAGCUACCUAUCGAGAGGAUACAGACCACGAAAAACAUCGCGUUGGAAAUGUUUCAAGAAAAUCCGUUCAAGUCUCGACAAAUACCAGAGAUCGCGAAACUCAACGACGAUAUAAUUACAUUGUAUAGAGUAGGCGAUCACAUAGAUAUCAGUAAAGGGCCGAUGGUAGGGAAUACCAAUUUAGUGGGGCGUUGCACGGUCGCUGCUGUCCACAAGCUAACGGAUUCGGAUAAUUUAUACAGAUUCCAAGGCGUGGCGCUUCCGAAAGGAAUCCUUCUGAAUCACUUCGCGUACCAGGUUUUGGAAGCUCGCGCUAGAAAGUUCAACGAGUCGUCGUGGAUGACUCAACAGGAUAACAUAGAAGCUCCUGUAAAAAUGUCUGUCACGAAUUAAUUUUUUAUAUCUCGAAACUAUAGUGUAAAUAAAAAUAUGUACUCGGCA
Messenger RNA from Hylaeus anthracinus, 1537 nucleotides. RefSeq names its product 39S ribosomal protein L39, mitochondrial (gene mRpL39). Gene Ontology annotation, molecular function: threonine-tRNA ligase activity; nucleotide binding. The record is from RefSeq and is a predicted model, not a curated record. Gene Ontology annotation, cellular component: mitochondrion. The transcript has 4 exons. NCBI's taxonomy places the organism in Eukaryota, Metazoa, Arthropoda, Insecta, Hymenoptera, Colletidae. The coding region runs from base 491 to 1489 and encodes 332 amino acids. Gene Ontology annotation, biological process: threonyl-tRNA aminoacylation.